Messenger RNA from Drosophila erecta, 1208 nucleotides. RefSeq names its product putative nuclease HARBI1. The record is from RefSeq and is a predicted model, not a curated record. NCBI's taxonomy places the organism in Eukaryota, Metazoa, Arthropoda, Insecta, Diptera, Drosophilidae. The transcript has a single exon. Bases 370 to 1122 code for a protein of 250 amino acids.
UGGUUCCCUUUUAAGCGCAGAAAAAAUAUUUCAACGUCCAAAAUCUUUACUCUGUUAUCUAAGCUACUUACAAUCCAUUUACAAAAAUGAAGGGAGCUUCGAAGGCUACCAAUCCAGUUAAAAUGCAAGCUGUUUUUAUUUAUAAUAAAUAAUAAACAGCAAAAAUCAGUUUACCUCCAUACAUUUUGAAACAUCCAUCUAUGAAAAUACUAUUUACCUAAAAAGUAAUACAACAAAAAGUAGGAACAUUUAGAAGACCCACCUGUUGAAUAUUUUGUAACAGCUGACUGUUGGUUAUUCGCAGUGAAGUGAUUUCAUUUCGGAAAACUGUUUUAAAUGUUUAUGGGAUUAACAAAAUGCCUUUAAGUCAUGCGCUAUAUUUUAAUUCACUGGAAGACUCCGAUGAAGAUGAGGACUUCAUUAAGUCGAGGCAUUCCUCGAAAGCCCAGGCUAUACCAAACCAAACCCAACUUCCUAGAGGAUAUAAAAGAUGAUGAGUUUAUAGCUUUAUUUCGAGUUUCAAAAGCCACUUGUUCAAGGCUUUUACAAAAAAAUAGGAAAAAAGAUGAAGCAUCCAACAUUUGGGUUACUUCAAGACGAACCCCUUUUGACGCAGUGAAUCUGCCUAGGCACCACGUCCCAAGUCCCGACGACAAGUUGCUCCUGGCCAUGAGGUUCUACGCCUGCGGAAACUUGGCUGCCGUGGACUUCCGCAUAUCCUCUACAUGUCGGGCGGUGGAGGAAGUUUCGCUUCACAUUGCGGCCCUGUCCAGAGAAUACAUCAAGAUCGGAGGGCACGAUGAAGUCGUAGAGCAAUUCCAAAGGAUCUCCAAGUUUCCAAAUGUGAUGGGGGUUGUCGGCUGCACACACAUUCGGCUCAAGCCACCGAGGCAGAGCCAAGACGAUGCCUAUGGCAACCGCGAGGAAUUCGUGUCAAUGAACAUCCAGGCUGUCUCGAAUGCGCAUUUUAUAAUCCAAGAUAUCGUUGCACGGUGGCCUGGUUCAACCCAAAAGAUCACUAUCUUUGACAACAGUCGAUUAACAUCCCGGUGGGAAGGCGGCGAAUUUGAAGACAACUCGGCAUACAAUGCCAUCUCCAAAUGUUUUGAGGUCUGGAGGUAGAGGUGUCCCGUCCUAUUCCUUGGAAUGCGCAUCCCUAUUGAUACGGCGAAUUGUAAUCGUUGCAUGUGCGGUCCUUCACAACAUAG